AUACAACCUGCUUCUCCAUCCUUCAGUCAGCCCGCCCCCGGACUGGACGUAGCCACGUAAGGACACGGCGGCGACUGAGGCCGGCGAGCCAUGGCGGUGGCUCUCCUCUCCCCUCCUCCCACUCUCCCGAGCCCCAACUCACAGUCCUCGCUUCGCCCAAGGAGCAGGAGGGUCCGUGUGCUCGCCUCGUGCUCUCGCGAGCCUGCCGCCGGGAACCGCGGGUUGGUGGUGGAAAGGAGGUGCCUUCUCAUCUCCGGGCUCAUGUCUUCUUUCGCAAUCGCACUCCCAAUUUCAGAAUCAUAUGCUGCCAUGGAGACUGAUGAAGAUGUGAAGAUGAACGCGCAAGUUGAUGAGAUCAAUGCAUAUUCUUUUCUUUACCCUGUCGAACUGCCAGGAAAGAAAUUCUCCUUCAAAUGGGUAGAGUCCAGAAAACCGGAGCGAUAUUCCUCUGCAGCGCCACUAUCGCCUGAUGCACGGCAACGUAUUGUAUCGGAGCGAGUUGACAUGAUACAUAAUGUUGUCAUCUCAGUCUCGAUUGGGCCACCAAAUUCACGUUUUUUACCUUCAAAAGACAAGAGCUUAUGGGAUCCAAAAGAUGUUGCUGAUUGCAUUUUGUCUGAUAGAUCUACCCUGAAAGUAACGACUGGUCAGCGCAUGACAGAGAGUUCUGUCCUUGAUGCACACUGUACAGAGGUUGAUGGAGAACCCUAUUGGUAUUAUGAGUAUCUAGUUCGGAAAUCGCCAACGAAGUCAGCACCAGAACCAAAUUUGUUUCGACAUAAUGUAGCGUGCACUGCUGAGCGAGAUGGGUACCUGUACUCACUAAAUGCUUCCACUCUCAGCAAGCAGUGGGAAUCUAUGGGACCUUUUCUACAAAAGACUGUGGCAUCCUUUCGCCUUCUCCCCCCUACAGACAGCUACGUUCCUCCUUACAAGGAUCCUUGGAGAUUUUGGUGACAUGGUUAUUCUUUUUGCUGUUUCAUUUUUAUCGCUUCUGGUUUUAGACCAUGUUUCACAUAGUGGAUAUUUAGUGAGUGCUUGCACUUUCAGCUUGACUGAUAAAAUCAGGGACUGAGUUUUCUUUGGCCUGUCAACUUUAAAUCAGCUGUACUGAUUAAUCAAAAGUCAAAUGCAUCUUAAGAGCUAUGUCACUAAAAGAGUUCAAGGCUCUA
Molecule: messenger RNA, 1172 nt
Organism: Panicum hallii
Lineage: Eukaryota; Viridiplantae; Streptophyta; Magnoliopsida; Poales; Poaceae
Product: psbP domain-containing protein 5, chloroplastic
Exons: 11
Coding region: 91-957 (288 amino acids)
Source: RefSeq, a predicted model, not a curated record